AUGGAAACUACAGAUGAAAUUGCCAUUGUGGGGAUUGGGUGCAAUUUUCCUGGAGGUGAAGGAAUUGAUAAUUUCUGGCAAGUGCUAGUAGAAGGCAGAAACUGUACUGUAGAAAUACCACCAGAGAGAUUUGAUUCCAUAGACUGGUACGAUCCAGACAACAGCAAACCAGGAAAAACAAGCACAAGGCAUGCAGCUUUAAUUGACGAGUUUAAUGCGUUUGAUAAUUUGCUUUUUGGAAUCAAUGAAAUGGAAGCAGGACGUAUGGAUCCCCAGCAGAAACUCCUUUUAGAAUGCACGUACAGAGCGCUGGAAGAUGCAGGAGUUACUAGAGAAGAUAUUAGCAACACGAAAACAGGAGUUUUUGUUGGUAUGAUGAAUCGAGACUAUGAGCAC
Messenger RNA from Gekko japonicus, 396 nucleotides. RefSeq lists its product as uncharacterized. Lineage: Eukaryota; Metazoa; Chordata; Lepidosauria; Squamata; Gekkonidae. The transcript has 4 exons. Gene Ontology annotation, biological process: fatty acid biosynthetic process. Gene Ontology annotation, molecular function: fatty acid synthase activity. The record is from RefSeq and is a predicted model, not a curated record. The annotation marks the transcript as partial.